This is a messenger RNA of Mesocricetus auratus (golden hamster), 1454 nucleotides long. It is a transcript of the gene Gsg1, whose product is annotated as germ cell associated 1. The transcript is spliced from 8 exons. Gene Ontology annotation, cellular component: plasma membrane. The record is from RefSeq and is a predicted model, not a curated record. The coding region runs from base 286 to 1380 and encodes 364 amino acids. NCBI's taxonomy places the organism in Eukaryota, Metazoa, Chordata, Mammalia, Rodentia, Cricetidae.
GCCUCUGUCCUGCCUGGAGGACAUUCAUCCCCUCGCAACUCACCGCAUACCACCUCCCCCCUCUGCUGGCAAGAGGGGACCUGGUGAAUCCUCUCCCUCGACACCCAAGUCACGCAACUGAGUAACAACCAUCAGAGAAGAGACUGAAGCACCUUUGUUUCAGAACUUCUACAGUGAAUGAACAAUUCCUCUCAGCUGACUCAAAAUGUUUGUCUCACCCCGGAGAUCUUCAGAGCAAAACUGUAGAGGACUCCCCACCUCCCCCGUCACCCCUUGGGGAAGCAGAUGGAGCUCCAGAAGGCUUCCCCUGUCCAACGGACCCUCGUUUCUGCCGUCCUCACCAUGCUAUCACUCGGCCUCUCAACAGCAUCCCUGCUCAGCAACGAAUGGUUUGUGGGCACACAGAAGGUGCCCGAGCCCCUGUGCGGGCAAGGUCUGGCAGCCGAGUGCUUUGGCAUGCCGAUGUCCUUGGAUGGGGUCGUCACCAACACAUCAGCCCAGGCGGUGGUACAAUCCACCUGGCAGGCUGGGGAUGACCGGUUCUCCUUCCUUACCUUCCGCAGUGGCAUGUGGCUAUCCUGUGAGGAAACCAUGGAAGGGCCAGGGGAGAAGUGCCGAAGCUUCAUUGAACUCACACCACCAGCCCAGAGAGGUGAGAAAGGACUACUGGAAUUUGCCACGUUGCAAGGCUCAUAUCACCCCACUCUCCGAUUUGGAGGGGAGUGGUUGAUGGAGAAGGCCUCCCUCCUCCACCUCCCCUUGGGGCCCAUGGCAAAAGUCCUCUGGUUAUCACUGGGUACCCAAAUUGCCUACAUCGGACUUCAAUUCAUCAGCUUCCUCCUGCUACUGAUAGAUCUGCUGCUCACCAGUAACCCUGGCUGUGGGCUCAAGCUGAGCGCGUUUUCUGCCAUCUCCUUGGUCCUGUCAGGCCUUCUGGGGAUGGUGGCCCAUAUGAUGUAUUCACAAGUCUUCCAGGCAACUGCCAACUUAGGUCCGGACGACUGGAGACCACAUUCGUGGAAUUAUGGCUGGGCUUUCUACACGGCCUGGGUUUCCUUCACCUGCUGCAUGGCGUCGGCCGUCACCACCUUCAACGCAUACACAAGGAUGGUGCUGGAGUUCGAGGGCCGGCACAGGAAGAGCUUCAACCCCAACCCCAGUUGCCUCGCCCACCACCACCGCUGUUUCCUUCCCCAGCUGGCAUGCGCAGCCCAGGAAGGGGAACCUCUGACCAGCCGCCAUCAGUAUCCCAACCAUCCCAUCCGCUCCGUCUCCGAAGGCAUUGACCUCUACUCAGCGCUACAAGACAAGGAAUUUCAACAAGGGACCAGCCAGGAGCUAACAGAAGUGGCUGGGUCAUCCGUAGAAGAGCAGUGUUAGAAGUUAAGUGGGUUUGGGGAGCAGGCUAAACCCUACCAUCUGUUUGCUUAUUAUCAACAUCCGCUUAAGCAAAA